Molecule: messenger RNA, 906 nt
Organism: Oryza sativa Japonica Group (Japanese rice)
Lineage: Eukaryota; Viridiplantae; Streptophyta; Magnoliopsida; Poales; Poaceae
Source: RefSeq, a predicted model, not a curated record
CCUUCCUCCUUCCGCUCUUCUUCUCUCUCUUCUCUGCAUCUCUCUCUCGUCGGGAGGAGAAAGGAAGGAAGAGGGUGGCAGGAGGAGGAGGAGGCCCCCCCCAUCCUUCCUCCCUCCCCUGCGCUGAGCUGCGAUGGCGGACGGCAACCCGGACGGCAUCAAGAGAUACACCCCUCCCGUGCACAGGAACCGUGCUAACAAUCGACGCAAGUCUGGAGAUAGGGCUGAGAAGGCUAGUUAUUUGUACAAUAAUGAUGGAGAGAAGAGCCAUGCUCCUUCAUUAAAGAACCUUCCACCAAUUAUCCCUCAUGAGACUUUUUUCAGCAAUCCUCAGAAUGAUUACAGUCAAACAAGAUUAAUACCCUUGGAGGGAUGUUGUGCCAGUGAGGCUGCCCAGCUUCUCAAUGACCGUUGGGCUGCAGCAAUGAACUUGUACAAUGAUCAGUCAUAUGAUUCCCCUGAUAAGCCGGUGAUGUACUCUGGAUCUAGUGGAUCAUCAUGGGGUCAUGGUCACAUGAAACUUCCUCAUCAGUACAGAUGAACUUCUCUGAGGAGUUGCGCCGUGCCCUAGAUGAGCAACCAGUCACAGGACCGUCUGUCAACACCUGGAACUAAUCAAGCUCAAGCUGCAUUGGAGUGCUAAGAUUUACAAAAAAGCAAUCUAUUGCCAGUUCGCUGUGUGUUGUAUCUUGUACUGAAACUGUAUGCAUGAUGCGACUAUAAAUGCUUUACUCUAACUUGCAACUCCUUUGGUUUAUAACAGAAACGGCAAUCCUGCCCAUUUGUAACCUUAUGGAUGGAAAGCCAGCCUGCUGUAUCAUGUGGAGUACUUUAGCAUGCAGAAGUGCAGAACCAAUGCUAUAUAUAUAUCCCUCUUCUUAAGGGUGAACUUUUGCAGUUUUGUCA